AACUGGCUGCGAACCUCCAGCUAGUGGGACCCCCACUGACCCCUAAAAUGAAUUUCAUUUCAUGAGCCACAACUCACCAACUCGCUGCCGCGACGAAUGCCGGUAGGAAACGGCGAAACUAUGCGCGACUUGCGGACGAAGCCGGACAGGCCGCUCCCCUACUCGGAUGAGUUCCAUUCAGCCGAGGAAUACGUGGAAAGCCUGUUGCACUUCGCGGCGAACUCGGACCUCUUUCGGUUUCUCUGCGGCGGCGUGCACAUUCUCGACUUUUACACCGCAGAGCCGGGUCUCUUUAAGUCGGCAGUCCCGAAGGAAUGGCAGGACUAUCUCUUGCGGACGGAGCCAAUGGCUCUGUUGGAUUUUCUGAUGCGAGAUGAUCUGACCUCGCUCACCCCUGAGACGGGCGGCGCCGGGGCACCUCCAGAGACGCUGCUCCGCUAUGUCAAGGACAUCCGGAAGUUCUCUCUGCAGCGGUCUUUUCGCCCAAGCAAGCCGAAGCUGCCCGUUCUCCCGAGGCAUGUGGCGCUUGGGAUGAAGACCAAGAAGGUGCAUGAAGUCACACAUUUCGCUGGGUACAUCGACAGGCUGGCCGAGGACGUCGCCCAUGCUUCGGGCCACGAGAUUACUCACUUUGUAGACUUCGGCAGCGGGCAGAACUAUCUAGGCCGAACAUUGGCUAGUCCACCCUACAACAAGCACAUCGUUGCUGUGGAGAGCAACGAGGUCAACAUGGCUGGUGCCAAGGACCUUGACAUCUUGUCGGGCCUCGCCGAGAGGGAGAAGCGUGUGCGCAACAAGAAGCUCUAUCACCGCAUCCUCGAGGCGGUGGAUCCGUCGCUGCACAACGACGAGGAGGCUCUAAAGCGCGCGGCCAGGGAGCUCGGCAUUGCAGACGAAGACAUUGCCACGAUCGACCUCCGGUCCAGAAAGGAGCUGCAGGCCACAUACGCCGCCGAGGAAGGGAAGGGUACCAUUGAGUACGUUGUCGGCCGGCUGGAGCAUGCCGACUUGACCGGCGUGCUCUCGCAGCUCCGCGGACACGAGGACGGUAUUCGGGAGGAACGCCUCCGGAUGAUGGCCAUCUCAAUUCACUCCUGUGGAAACCUCUCACAUUAUGGUAUCCGUUCGAUCGUUCUGAAUCCGUGCAUCCGAGCCGUGGCCAUUGUGGGUUGCUGCUAUAACCUGCUCACCGAAAAGUUGGGCCCUCCGACCUACAAGCCACCUUUCAGCCGGCCAAGCCUGCAACCUAUCAAUGCAAGAGUUGCCAGGGAGUCGGCGAGACGAGAUCCUCAAGGCUUCCCGAUGAGCGAGCGGGUUUCUACGUACGGCGGUGACGGCAUCCGACUGAAUAUCACCGCUCGGAUGAUGGCAUGCCAGGCGCCGCAAAACUGGACCGCCGAGGAAAGCGAGAGCUUCUUUACCCGCCACUUUUACCGAGCUAUCCUCCAGAAAAUAUUCCUGGACAAGGGUGUCAUCUCCCGAGUCUAUCACGGCCAAGAGGCUGACCCGGAGAGUCCAUUCAACUCGAGCACCAACCCGGUCAUCAUUGGCUCACUGCGGAAGCAAUGCUAUACUUCCUUCAAGGCAUAUGUGCGGGGCGCCAUCACCAAGCUGACAACCAACCCAGACUUCAGCCAAUACAGUGAGGUCAUGAGAGAAAAGAUGGGUAAUAUCACGGACGAGGAGAUUGCCCAUUACGAGGAGGCAUUCCGGCACCGGAGGCGAGAGCUGAGCGCUGUCUGGAGCCUAAUGGCCUUUAGCGCCUGUGUCGUGGAGUCUCUCAUCGUGACGGACCGUUGGCUGUUCCUCCGAGAGCAUCCUGAUAUCGUACAGGACUGCUGGGUAGAAACGGUUUUUGACUACCGUGAGAGCCCCCGGAAUCUGGUCGUCGUUGGCAUCAAGAGGUAAAGGUGGCAUGAGGCAGCAAGACUCUCA
Messenger RNA from Thermothielavioides terrestris NRRL 8126, 1935 nucleotides. RefSeq lists its product as uncharacterized. NCBI's taxonomy places the organism in Eukaryota, Fungi, Ascomycota, Sordariomycetes, Sordariales, Chaetomiaceae. The transcript has a single exon. The record is from RefSeq and is a predicted model, not a curated record. Bases 121 to 1908 code for a protein of 595 amino acids.